AUGGUGAGAACAGUUGGAAGGGUUACAGAUCGGCACACGGAAUGCACUGUAGCACUUUGUCCUCUGCACCUACCCUCCGCCUUCCCUCUGCCUCUCCUCUCUCCUCUCUCCUCUCUCCUCUCUCCUCUCUCCUCUCUCCUAUCUCCUCUCUCCUCUCUCCUCUCUCCUCUCUCCUCUAUCCUCGCUCCUCUCUCCUCUCUCCUCUCUCCUCUCUCCUCUCUCCUCUCUCCUCUCUCCUCUCUCCUCUCUCCUCUCUCCUCUCUCCUCUCUCCUCUCUCCUCUCUCCUCUCUCGUCUCUCAUCUCUCAUCUUCUCAUCUCACCCCCUCCGUCCCUUCGCCACUCCGUCCCUCCACCUCUCAUCUUUCAUGUCUCGCCCACCUUGCACAGGGCUGGAAUCUUCUAAUCUCACCCUCUCACCCCCUCCAUCUCUUCGCCACUCCGUCACUCCAUCUCUCAUCUCUCAUCUCUCCACCUCUCAUCUCUCCACCUCUCAUCUCUCCACCUCUCAUCUCUCCACCUCUCAUCUCUCCACCUCUCAUCUCUCCACCUCUCAUCUCUCCACCUCUCAUCUCUCCACCUCUCAUCUCUCCACCUCUCAUCUCUCCACCUCUCAUCUCUCCACCUCUCAAAUCUCCACCUCUCAUCUCUCCACCUCUCAUCUCUCCACCUCUCAUCUCUUCACCUCUCAUCUCUCCACCUCUCAUCUCUCCACCUCUCAUCUCUUCACCUCUCAUCGCUCGCCUCUCAUCGCUCGCCUCUCAUCGCUCGCCUAUCAUCUCUCGCCUCUCAUCUUUCGCCUCUCAUUGCUCGCCUCUCAUCGCUUGCCUCUCAUCUCUCGCCUCUCAUCGCUCGCCUCUCAUCUUUCAUGUCUCACCCACCUUGCACAGGGCUGGAAUCUUCUCAGCAGCGGCUCGCCUCAAAGUGGCUCUCAGCUCGCCUCAAAGCGGCUCUCAGCUCGCCUCAAAGCGGCUCUCAGCUCGCCUCAAAGCGGCUCUCAGCUCGCCUCAAAGCGGCUCUCAGCUCGCCUCAAAGCGGCUCUCAGCUCGCCUCAAAGCGGCUCUCAGCUCGCCUCAAAGCGGCUCUCAGCUCGCCUCAAAGCGGCUCUCAGCUCGCCUCAAAGCGGCUCUCAGCUCGCCUCAAAGCGGCUCUCAGCUCGCCUCAAAGCGGCUCUCAGCUCGCCUCAAAGCGGCUCUCAGCUCGCCUCAAAGCGGCUCUCAGCUCGCCUCAAAGCGGCUCUCAGCUCGCCUCAAAGCGGCUCUCAGCUCGCCUCAAAGCGGCUCUCAGCUCGCCUCAAAGCGGCUCUCAGCUCGCCUCAAAGCGGCUCUCAGCUCGCCUCAAAGCGGCUCUCAGCUCGCCUCAAAGCGGCUCUCAGCUCGCCUCAAAGCGGCUCUCAGCUCGCCUCAAAGCGGCUCUCAGCUCGCCUCAAAGCGGCUCUCAGCUCGCCUCAAAGCGGCUCUCAGCUCGCCUCAAAGCGGCUCUCAGCUCGCCUCAAAGCGGCUCUCAGCUCGCCUCAAAGCGGCUCUCAGCUCGCCUCAAAGCGGCUCUCAGCUCGCCUCAAAGUGGCUCUCAGCUCGCCUCAAAGUGGCUCUCAGCUCGCCUCAAAGUGGCUCUCAGCUCGUCUCAAAGUGGCUCUCAGCUCGCCUCAAGGUGGCUCUCAGCUCGCCUCAAGGUGGCUCUCAGCUCGCCUCAAAGUGGCUCUCAGCUCGUACUGCCAGUCCACGCCCCACCAUCUCCACUUGACCCACCUCACAACCUCCCCUCCCUUCCUUCCUAGCGCCCCCCUCACCUCUGGUCAAACCCACGUGCUCCCACCAGGUGCUCCCACCAGGUGCUCUCACCACGUGCUCCCACCACGUGCUCCCACCACGUGCUCCCACCACGUGCUCCCACCGGAGCUGAGCACACUACCUCUGGUGUCUGCGCUGCUGGCCCAACCGCUUUCCUCACUCGCACCUCUUCCUGGCACGCCCAACCAGGUGAUCACUCCCAAGCCCAACGCACUGCUGCCAGAACUGCUGGCAUUCCCCAAGGACGCACUGCUCCAUACCCCCUUCCUCUCCUCACACACCCCCAUACCCGCAUGCCGCUCUACACCACCCCACCUGCCGCGGCUCUCCCCCCUCUGCCCCCCCUUUCCCCCAGGUACGCCCACCGGAGCUAUCAGGUGUUGA
Molecule: messenger RNA, 2172 nt
Organism: Closterium sp. NIES-65
Lineage: Eukaryota; Viridiplantae; Streptophyta; Zygnematophyceae; Desmidiales; Closteriaceae
Source: the annotation of a GenBank genome assembly